AUGAUCAUUGUUCAGAGUUUAGUAGAAGUUAUAACAGUAUUUAGAGCUAUUGAAUCAAUUAUACUGAGUGCUCAGCAAGAAGGACCAAUCAGCAUAUCACACGUGUUUCUAACAAGUUCUUGUCGAGAUGUAAACAAAAACAAACUGGCCCUAGGGCAAAAAAAGCAGAUUGGCCCAUCUUGA
Molecule: messenger RNA, 183 nt
Organism: Nezara viridula (southern green stink bug)
Lineage: Eukaryota; Metazoa; Arthropoda; Insecta; Hemiptera; Pentatomidae
Source: the annotation of a GenBank genome assembly